Molecule: messenger RNA, 2175 nt
Organism: Sycon ciliatum
Lineage: Eukaryota; Metazoa; Porifera; Calcarea; Leucosolenida; Sycettidae
Exons: 1
Coding region: 1-2175 (724 amino acids)
Source: RefSeq, a predicted model, not a curated record
AUGGGUCGCAGUACCCAUGAUCGGUCGGGCUCUGUUCUCACCUUGGACGAUUGUAUAUCCCAAGAAGUCGCUGGACUACUGCAGAAUGGUCCAGGGUUUGUACCGUCCACAGGCAGUGUCAGCAGAAGGGACAUGGAGGAUGUGGAGGUCGGCAUUGAGAGGAUGGCAUACUCCCUUCGCUGGUGGAAUAACGCAAUAACCUAUCCGGAUGGUUCUCCUAGUGAUACCCCAGACACGUUCGACAGUAAGAUCUGGCAUAUUAAGGCGCAUGGCUUCGAGCAGGGACCUAAACUACCCAAAGAAGAAGAGUUCCAACUCGCUAAGUUCAAGCGGGACGUCAUGAACGCUUAUCGAGCAGCUCGGGCCCCGCCCUCCAAUAUGUCUCAGUCGGAUCGCACACAGCUAAGGAAGAUCCACGAGAAUAAGUCGGUUAUCAUCAAGAAGUCGGAUAAGAGUAACAAGUUCGUGGCAAUGAAAAUGUCUACGUAUCUAGAAAAAGCCGAGGCUCUUCUCUCCGACGAUUCCAAAUUUGAACUUGUCAACCUCACCAUUGACGACUGGGAGAAGGAGACCCGCACUAUCAUUGAGCGGAUCUGCAAAACCACGCUGGAGAAGGAUCUUUACCAAGCUAUCCUCCCAGGCGAUAAUAAGUUUCCGGAAAUGUAUGGUCUGCCCAAAGACCAUAAAGCAGGAGUGCCAUUGAGACCGGUAGUGUCAGCCUGCGAUAGUCCAGUCACCAAUGUCUCCAUCUUCCUAGAGCGAAUACUUAACCAGUGUCUCAAGUUCAUCCCAGCUCACCUCGAGAAUACAGUGGAAGCAUUGGACAGCAUACGCCAGCAUUACCCCGACCUUCAAGCUCCACCCGGAACCAUUGCAGUGACCAUGGAUGUGGUUGCCCUCUAUCCUAGUAUCCCCAUCGUGGACGGUAUUGAGGCAGUUACCAGAGUUCUGCAGCAGCAUGUCAGUGAUAUCGACACGUUUGGCCUGAGUAUUCUCCAGAUCAAGGAGCUGCUGUCAUUCGUCCUGAGAUCCAAUUAUUUCCGUUUCGGCUCCAUGACCUACCAUCAGAGAGAGGGCGUAGCCAUGGGUAAUAAUCUGGCACCCCCCUUCGCCAUUAUAUUUAUGCACGACCUCGAAAGGUCACUGUUGCAGUCUGCGCCCGGCGCUCCUGUAUUGUUCAAGAGAUACAUCGACGACAUCAUCAUGCUGUGGGUAUUAGGAUCGGCGCUCCUCUGUCGUUUUAUUCAACACUUCAACGAUGGUAACCCACUGAUCAAAUUUACCCACCAGUCCACAGAAGAAACGUGCUCCAUUGACUUCAUGGACACCACAAUCCAUGUGUCAACAACUGGAGCCAUUUCAUACGAGCUCUUCCGCAAACCAUGUCACAGUGGCUUGGUGACUGACUACAAAUCCGCCGUUCCAUAUCAACAAAAGUUCUCAAUUGCCUCUUCCGAAUUCCUCCGUGCCUCUCGACUAUCAUCGGAUAAUGAGACGCGCCGGAGGAGUGAAAAGAAGGUCAUCGACGUGCUGAAAUUCAACAAUUUCCCCCAAUCAGUGAUUGACAAGGCCCGGGAACGAGCUGGACGACCGACAGGACCCAAACAGAAAAAGGACUUUCGCACAACACUCAAGCUGCCAUUCAAAACCGAUCACAUCCACAAGAAGGUGCAGUAUCUCAUUCGCAAAUAUCAGCUGAACACCCACAUCAUAUACAAGAAUGCUCGGCUCAGCUCGCGGGUUUGCAGGUCUGCUUUGGACAAGCCCCUAUGCCGCAAAUUCGUUGAUCCACAGCAGCCAAGGAGAAGGGGAAGACCGAAAUCAGCUUGCGUGGCAUGUACAGCAGGGGCAGUGGACUGCACCCGCCGAAACGUGGUAUACCACCUCGAGUGCCGUUGCGGUGAUGACUAUGUGGGUGAAACUGGCCGAAGCGUUGCGACAAGGUCAAGGGAGCACAACGAUAAUGCACGCAACGAGGUCCGAGGGAAGGCGCUGGGUGAGCAUUACCGGAUCUUCCAUGCCGAUGAGCCAUUGUCGCUGGGGCAGACCGGAUUCGCCAACGUCUGUGUGCUUGCGACUGAGCCAGACAGGGCAAGGAGAAGGAUUCGGGAAGCGGUCAAGAUCCGGGACAUGGAGCCUAAUAUCAACACCAGCAGUGGUUGGGAUCUCCUGUGA